AUGUCCGUAGGCUGGAAGGGGCUGGCGUCUUGGGCGCGCCAGCUCAAAUCACAGCUCAACAUGUGUCAGUUGUGCAUACCUGCUUUGCUCAGCCUGGCAACUGAACGCCAACCACCACCUUGUCAACACAGCCUGUGCUGGUCGGGUCUGGCCAGACGCGACUGGACCGGGUCGCGUCUACCAGAAGAGCGUGAAUGGUUUAAUCUGGUACCAUCCGCCGGCCCGUCAGACGCCCCUCAAAUCAGUCCCUCGGGCCAAUUGAGUCAGAUUUUCUGGCCGACUUGCAGUUGUCGGACGCCAACCGCCGCUUUCGUCCGUCUGAUGCAUCAUUAUUUUAUUGACUCGAAGCGUCGCGACUACCGCAGACAGCCUGAAGGCUUCGAGGGGUCCGGUUGGCAGGCGUCGGAUACAGGGCACCAUGACGGCUGGCCAGACAGUCCGUGGCUCAGGCCGGCCGGCCGGCCGGACGACUGGCUGAUCUGUCGGUCGGCGCCAAGUGGUGAGUACGAGUCCGGCUCGUCUCUGACCGGCUCGAAGGCUCCACCGAAGAGAGGACGACGAGUGCCGGCUCCUGGAACGCUUCCGGCUCCGGACAGGCCACAGGCUCGACUCGGCCACGCAGUCCAACAUCAACUUGGCCGACGCGACGGAAGCGUCCUCUCGGCCCAAUCCGAACCAACAUCCAAAAUGUGUAAAGAUGAUGAGUGA
Protopolystoma xenopodis is the source of this 708-nucleotide messenger RNA. NCBI's taxonomy places the organism in Eukaryota, Metazoa, Platyhelminthes, Monogenea, Polystomatidea, Polystomatidae. The record is from the annotation of a GenBank genome assembly.